This is a messenger RNA of Chara braunii, 3734 nucleotides long. Lineage: Eukaryota; Viridiplantae; Streptophyta; Charophyceae; Charales; Characeae. The record is from the annotation of a GenBank genome assembly.
CAGUGCACUCUAGUCCUUCCCUCUGACAGAUGUCAUAGUAACUCCGUGCCAUAUUUGCUGUAGGGGACAUCACGGGAAGAUGACGCCAUUUUCACCUGUUGGAAGUAAUAAGGUGGCCACUCCUCGGUGCUCAGUUAGCCGUUUCGCGCUGAUGUGUACGGCGUCCGCCUUUGUCAUUCUCGUAACGUAUCAUCAGCAUGUCCUUCAAAGAAGGUAUUACGAGGGAGGGAAAAAUAUUUUAUUUUGGGAGGAGCGCCUGGAGGACUUCGCCCUUCAGGAAUUAGACCUGCGGCACGAGGGCUCUCCGCCAGUCCGCAGCCAUGGCCCGAGUAAGAAAACUACGACGGGGGAAGAACAGCGAACGGAGACUGUUGACACUAGUACCGAAAACGGUCGGCAAUCGCAACAGGUUUUGCGCCGGAGGGUCGACGAUGCCAAGGUUUCAGGGGCUGGCAGUCCUAUAGCCAGCGAGGAUGGGAAGCAGAGGACACACGAACAGGAAGGACCCCGGAGUCGGGAGGAGGAGGAGGGAUUGAGGCCACUUGAGAAUUUAGCGAUGGUUCAGAACGGGGUGGCGGACUUGAGAUACGGUCUCAAAGAAGUUAAGAACGGCGAAAGACGCCUCCAGGACGGGAGAAAAACAAGCCUGGGCAAGGAGGGGCGUGUUGAAGGGGUGAAUGCACAGGUGGUUGGCGUACUGCGACAAGGUGUGGGACAUUCAACGGCCGCGACGACAGGGCCAGAACAACAACAAAGAAAGACAGAACAACUGAAAUUGGUUGCGGGCUCGGAGGCUAUAAAGCGGAAAGAGUCGACAGUCGCGGAAGGGGAGAAGGAGGUGGUUUGGACGAAUAUGGAGACUCUGGGAAGUGUUCUGAGACGCAUAGCCGUGAACAACACAGUGAUUAUUGUUACAGUGAACACCGGUUUUCGGGAAUUGUUCCUUAACUGGCUCGUAUCGGUGCACAGGCUUGGUCUUUCGGAUCGUGUACUUGUCUUUGCAGGGGAUGUGGCGUCAUGGCGCUUUCUGGAGAAGUAUUGGCCAGGCCAUGCUGUGCUUUUCCAGUACCCUGGCACACCGAAAGGCACGUUACCUGAGACGGAUGACCAGCAAUGGUUUGGGCUAGAGGGAUAUGGAAGAAUCGUAAAUACACGCCCAGCGCAAAUGCUGGCUUGCUUAGAGCAUGGCUACAAUGUCCUGUACAGCGACAUUGAUGCCGUCUUUUUGUCAAACCCCUUACCGCACGUGACGGGCAACGCCGAUGGGUCGUUUGCGUGGGAUGGCUGGUUGAGACCCCCCUGGUUCAAUGGGUCCGAUGAAAUCCCGCCACCGCCGAUGAACCUGGACUUCUGUAGCUGCUUCUUGUUCUUUCGACCUACGCAGCAAUCGAUCGAAGUCAUGCAGCGAUGGAUGCUGAAUCUCAGAAGAUCCAAGGAACACAAGAACCAGCCGGCGCUCAAUGACGUGUUCAGCUCGAUCCGCGCGGACAACGACACCUGCUUCAAAUUCCGCAUCCUUCCCACCAAGUUUUUCCCAUCCGGUCACACGAUGCUCGACCCCGCCAAGCUGCGGCAAUGGAAAUCCUUAGGCGGCCAAGCCGCGGUGGUCCAUUUGAACUUCUACUUUUCCACGCGGGUGAAGAUCGAAGGAUUCAAGUCGCACAACCUUUGGUUUCUAAACUCGUAUAACCCCUCGACCUCUCCUUGGCCUCAAGAAUUGUCUUCCCUUACGACCGUCACAAUGUAGACCCUUUCUUCUCAUUUUUUUCGUCUUGCUUCGUUGCCAUCCGGUAAUGCAAUCCACGACCCCGAAGGAGCUGCCGCGGCGGAAAUCCUUAGGGCGGCCAAGCCGUGGUGGUUCGUUUAUAUAAUUCCUACCGGUUUUCCUCUCUGGGGAAGAUCGAAGGUUUCAAGCCCGCACAAAUGGUCACAUUGUAGACCGGUUUGCCGCACAAACGGUCACAUUGUAGACCGGUUUGCCGCAACGGAAAUCCUUCUUAGGGCGGCCAAGCCGUGGUGGUUCGUUUAUGUAACUCCUCCCGAGUCCUACCAGGUUUCCACGCCGGGGAAGAUCGAAGGUUUCAAGCCGCACAAGCGGUCACAUUGUAGACCGGUUUGCCGCGACGGAAAUCCUUCUUAGGGCGGCCAAGCCGUGGUGGUUCGUUUAUAUAAUUCCUACCAGGUUUCCACGCGGGGGAAGAUCGAAGGUUUCAAGCCGCACAAAUGGUCACAUUGUAGACCGGUUCUUCCCAUUUUUCUUCUUGUUUAGAAAUUAGAAUCUUGUUACUCUUGUGCAUAUGCCUCUUUUGACAGGAGAAGAGAAGAGAAACCCUUUUUAACAUGUUCUGUACAAUAUUUUCAAUCAGGCAGGAAGAGCUCGCUUGUGCAGCAGCAAACGACGAGUCAAAGUUCACCAUGUUCUCGAUCUGUACAUGGACAAACCUUUGUCCAGGUGCAGCGAAUAACGAUUACUCAAUUCUUCAGACUAUGUAUAUGGACAACUCUCUCUUUCCCGAUGCAGACGCUCCUAGGUCGGCCGCCAGCAGUACACUGUGGAAGUACACCACAGUUCUGUUCAUCGUGUACUUGCUACUACCUCGGGUGUGUCGCCUCGUUAGUUUUUAGUACAGUUCUACAGACCAACCAUGUUUUACGCUCUUUUUUUUUUCAAUGGCUGGUGGAUUAGUUACUGCAUCGCUAUAGAAUAUGGUAACCAGAUUCUUUUCUUAAAUAUUUGUUGCCGGACUGGUGCGCACCGCCAUGGUGCGGUCCGGGGGGGAGAAGAUUCGAUGGCUCAGGGGAUGGUGGUCCCCACCUUGCCAAGAAAGCUCCCCCAGACAGCUCUGGAGUUCGUUCCUCCCUUCGACAAGGCUCCUUCAAUAGCUGCUGCGGAAACUUUGGGGGGAAUACGAUCCCACCGCAGAAGCUCUGUGGUAUGCGAUCGCUCGUCUGUGCUCUAUACUUCUCAGCGACUCAGUACUAGUGCUUCAGUUCCUUGGAGGUCAUGCUGAAGAAAGCUCCCCCAGACGGCUCUGGAGGUCGUUCCUCCCUUCGAGAACGCUCCUUCCAUAGCUGCUGCAGAAAACUUUGGGGGCAAUUCGACCCCACCGCAGAAGCUCUGUGGUAUGCGAUCACUCGUCUGUGCUCUGUACUUUUCACCGACUCAGUAGUGCUUCAGUUCCUUGGAGGUCAUGCUGAAGAAAGCUCCCCCAGACGGCUCGGCAGUUCGUUCCUACCCCUUCGAGAAGAUUCCAGCCACAGCUGUUGCCAAAACCUGGGGGCGAUACAUACGUGUUCCCGCUGCAGAGGCUCGGUGGUACGUCCUCACUCGUCUGUGCUCGAGUUGACGUCGACUUGUCGGUGAUCGACUUCUCUCUGGUGGUCAUUCUGAACAGCUUGGCAUUUAGGGUGAGCGUGCCACCACUAUAUGUUGAUUGAUGAUGGAGACAUGGUGCUCCUGUGGGUGUUUGGAUUUUCCGCUGAUUAGGCGUGAGGCUACUACUGCUAUACGAGCCAUCAGGUUGACGUCCAAGAGGAAGCACUCGCCACCGGAAAGCUGUUUAUGGAUGGCUGGUUUUUGGUUGGAGUGGAUGUUCCGAUGAACAAUUGCCGACUUCGCAGUUAUCUACAUGCAGUGGUGCUUGUCGGCGUUAUGUACCCAUCUUCUUUUGUUUUCCUCGUCUGUUUUUCAAACCUUCCCGCUGGAUUCGAACUCUGGUCCGCGUUUCAACAGU